Messenger RNA from Engraulis encrasicolus (European anchovy), 996 nucleotides. RefSeq names its product ankyrin repeat domain 45 (gene ankrd45). The coding region runs from base 8 to 706 and encodes 232 amino acids. The transcript is spliced from 5 exons. Lineage: Eukaryota; Metazoa; Chordata; Actinopteri; Clupeiformes; Engraulidae. The record is from RefSeq and is a predicted model, not a curated record. Gene Ontology annotation, molecular function: protein binding. Gene Ontology annotation, cellular component: nucleus.
AGAAAACAUGGAUCCCUCCAUCACUGGCAGGCUGUCAACUGAAAGUUGUGGUGUUUCUAUUUACGAGCUGGCAUUGUCCGGCGAUGUAUUGGCAAUACGAUCUAUUUUGGGAAGCGAUAAUGAUAGAAAUGAAGAAAAUGUUUUGAAGAAUGUAUUAUGGGAAAAGGACGAAAUUGGGAGAAAUGCACUGUUUGCGGCGAGUAUGUUAGGGCGAAGUGAUGUGAUCCGAGAGCUUGUAAAACACGGUGCUGAAGUGAAUUCAUGGACUGUAAAAGGUUAUUCCCCACUGCAUUAUGCUGCCCUUUGGGGUCAACUUGAUACGCUGGUAACUUUGGUGGAGCUUGGUGCUGACAUUGAAGCAAGAAACUUUCGCGGAGAGCGAGCAAAGGAGGUUGCAUCUCGCUAUUCAAAAACGGACUGCAUAGACUACCUGUCCUGGGCUGAGGCCAAGCUGAGCUUGCAGUCGUAUAUAGCAAUGGUUCGACACACCUUAUCAGAUUCAGACAAACUUCAAGGCAAACUGAACAAGGAGGACAAGAAUAUCUGUAAUAACACAUGCACAUCAAAAUCAGACUGGAUGAACAAUACCAAAAACGCAACCACGGAAGACUUCUGGGAGCAAAGAAAACAUAUUGAAGAUGUCCUUUCCCCGAUUCUAGCCAAGUUAACUCAUCCAGCUGAUGCUACAUCAAAAGCAAGUAAAUAGAGACAAAACAAUCUAUCUGUAUUAAUUUGAAGAGCCCAUAAUUGGUCGAUGUUGAUUGCCAGCCCAAAUGAUCUCCUCACUAUCAGAAAAGGUACUUCCAAUUGUGACCAGCAGGUGUCUCACUCGUAUUAUGGUUUCCGGCUCUGACGGUUUCCACAGCCGUACAUAGAUAUCUACUGUAUACAGCUCUGAUGGUUUCACCAACAGGGCAUUUUAGAUGGUACUUCAAAAAAAAAAAAAAGAAGUCAAUACUAUAUGUCAACAUAUGUGAUUAAGAUGUUUGUCUCAUG